CGACCAGAGUGUCGGGAGGCUGUGUCUCUUUCUUUUCCCCGUCCUCAGCUUCCCGUUUUUAAAAUGUCAAUACGUCUGUUUCAUCGGUUUCUCUCACCUCUAUAGAAAAUAAUCCGACAUGGCUGAUCUGAAAGGUGCUGACAUUGUCGAUGGCUCCCACGGCGCGUCCGUGAGCUCGCACUCGGACCAUGUAGCUGAGGAAUCCUUCCAACCCUAUGUCGACGAGAAAAAGCUACUCUGGAAGACGGACUUACACGUCGUACCUAUACUGUUCAUUGUAUACCUCGCGGCGUUUCUCGAUCGCGUCAAUAUAUCCAAUGCCCUCACCAUGGGAUUGCCCGCAGAGCUCGGUCUCGAGGGCCAGCAGUCGAACAUCGCACUCUGCAUAUUCUUUGUGCCAUAUAUUAUAUUCGAAAUCCCAUCCAACAUCCUAAUGAAGAAACUGAACCCUCACAUCUACCUUCCGGCCUGUAUCUUAUGUUUUGGGAUCAUAAUGCUGGGUCAGGGCUUCGUUCAGAGCUACAGUGGAUUGCUCGCUACUAGAUUCUUCCUAGGACUCGCCGAGUCCGGGAUUUUCCCAGGUAGUUUCUACUUAAUUAGUUUCUGGUACAAGAAAGAGGAGGCUCAGAAGAGAUUCACUAUCUAUUGGUCUAGUACUAUUCUCUCUGGGGCAUUUGGGGGCUUACUGGCUUCCGCGAUAGGAUGCAUGAAUGGUAUCCGAGGCCUCAGCAACUGGAGAUGGGUUUUCAUACUGGAGGGUAUUGCGACGAUAUUGAUUGGUAUCUUAGCGUUCUUUUGCAUCACGGACUUCCCACGAGAAGCGAAGUGGUUGUCUCCCGAGGAGAGGACGUUCAUACUAAAUAAGACGAAAACUAAUGAAUCUCGGGUAAUCCCCGUCACCGCGAAGGACGUUUUCGCUUUCCUCAGAACGCCCAAGGCUUGGCUCGGCGCAAUCAUGUACUUCUCGGUCUUGGUUACCUCAUAUUCGCUUUCGUACUUCACGCCAACUAUUAUCCAAACACUCGGCUACAGCACAAUUGAGACUCAACUGCAUUCUGUCCCACCUUUCGCAUCGGCUUUUGGGCUCGCUAUCGUCUUAGCCUACCUCUCCGACAAAGUUCGGAUGCGUUCGCCAUUCAUCUUCUUCGGUCUCGCACUGUUGAUCACCGGGCUCUCCAUCCUAAUCACUACACACGGGUCAUCGCAUUUCUCAGCUGAAUACGCGGGAAUCUGUCUGACAGCCAUGGGCUCUUUCGGCAUUGGUGGGAUGAUCAUCUGCUGGUACGUGAUGAACCUUCAGGGCCAUGUGGAGAGGAGCAUCGGAACGGCUUGGAUGAUAGGCUUCGGAAAUUGCGGAGGCAUUGUCGCAACGUUCCUGUUCGUCAAGAAAGACGCGCCCUACUACCAUACAGGCUAUACUGUCUGUCUUUCCAUGGGUUGUCUCUGCGUAGCCGCGUGUGCUGGCUACGCUUUGCAUAUUUGGCAGCGGAAGAAAGCCGUAGCUGGGAUUGAAAAGGAGGGAAAUGAAAUGGACCAUGUAUUGUACUUAUGAAAAUUCACAGAAAGAAAGGUUACCAAGGUAACCAAUCCUUAAAUAACUUGGUAGGUAAUGCUGGCAUGGCUUACUAAUGCAUUAUAUUUCGUCGAUGUCAAAUUAAGCUUCAAAGGAUUUAUACCCAGAUAAGAUUCCCGUCACUUCUGAGUGUAUAAAAGGGGUAAAGACUGAUAGGGGUAGGUACAGGUACCUGUGAAAAUUACGAUUAAUACCACAACUAUUAUUCAUUUCGCCAUUUUCAACCUUGAGGUUUUACCCAUCUAUAGAGAUUUUCUUGCUUUAUGUGAACGAAGAUAUCUACCUACUCUUCUCAGCUCAAUU
Messenger RNA from Annulohypoxylon truncatum, 1876 nucleotides. RefSeq names its product MFS general substrate transporter. Gene Ontology annotation, molecular function: transmembrane transporter activity. Bases 119 to 1552 code for a protein of 477 amino acids. The transcript has 3 exons. Lineage: Eukaryota; Fungi; Ascomycota; Sordariomycetes; Xylariales; Hypoxylaceae. Gene Ontology annotation, biological process: transmembrane transport. The record is from RefSeq and is a predicted model, not a curated record. Gene Ontology annotation, cellular component: plasma membrane.